This is a messenger RNA of Megalobrama amblycephala (Wuchang bream), 5751 nucleotides long. It is a transcript of the gene bmp1b, whose product is annotated as bone morphogenetic protein 1b. Gene Ontology annotation, biological process: proteolysis. Lineage: Eukaryota; Metazoa; Chordata; Actinopteri; Cypriniformes; Xenocyprididae. Gene Ontology annotation, molecular function: metalloendopeptidase activity; calcium ion binding; serine-type endopeptidase activity. The transcript is spliced from 20 exons. The record is from RefSeq and is a predicted model, not a curated record. Bases 1050 to 3977 code for a protein of 975 amino acids.
ACGGCCACUACUGCUAUUCACAUGAGCAGAUGACAGAGGUGGUAUUUUACGAGGUGGCUAAUUCGUAUGCAUUCAUACGACUUCGUACGAAUUCGUACAAUUUGUCUAAACCCCAGUGACGGUUUGGUUUUGUGGCGGGGUUUGGGGUAGGCCAUUCGUAUGAAUUCAGACGAAUUUGUCAACUCGUAAAAUACGUACGAUUUCGCAAAAAACGUAUGAAUUCGUAGGAGUGAGGUCGUAGAAACUUAAGAGUUAAAGUUAACACUUUACCCUGCAAACCUACGAGACUGGAGCUUCUGCGCGUGAUAGACUUUUGAUGAACACACCCUCAUUUAAUAGUUUGUUCCUUGAACAAAUAACAUCUGUCAAGAUAUUCAGAGAAAGCUAUUACAAAUAGAAUAUGGUGCUGCUGUACAGAAUGUUUUGGUUAAAGGGAAUGACUUUCCAAGAACAGUGCCUGAAUCACAUUUUAUAUACAAAAAAGGCUACUAUAUAGCCGACUUGAAACUAGACUACUUUUUUUGUAACAACGAUUGUUUUUGCUUAAAUCUUGCUUUAAAAUAGACCUAUAUUCAUUCAAUAAUACAUAGGCUAACUUGCCUGGUUAAAUACAAAAAAAAAAAAAAAUCUCUUUUUGUAUUCUGAAAUUUAACAAUUUUGCAUCACCAAACCCCACCAUCCAGAAAUUUCAUCAAAUUCAAACAUCAAUAUUAUUAACAGGCUAAGAGCACACAACAGUACUUUUGCAUCUGUUCUGGAGAGAAAUGCACGAGCGAUUGCGUUCUCCCACACAGAUGGGCUCAGGGCACUUUGAGUGCACUGACCUCCGAUCUGUGAUGUUUGAAAGCUUGAUGUUGGCACGAGGCCCGGGUAUUUGAGCGAAUCACUGGACUAGAAUAAAGGCAUUGAAGAGAGCAAAGCCUCGCUUCUCGAAACCCGCCUUCCCGGGAGCUCCCAUUUUCCCAAGUCCUUUCAAACUCCCACCGCAGCUCUCCUCCGGCUCCAGGUCCAAAUCCAAAUCCAAAUCCACAUCCGCACUCAUUCCCGUCAUGAAUUCCCCGUGGACAUGUUUACUUAUGUUCAGUCUUCGGAUUUUAUUGACGAUCGCAUUGAAAGUGGAUUUAAACUAUCACACAAAUCCAGGAGAAAGUGAUGAAGUUGACUACAAGGACCCAUGCAAAGCUGCUGCUUUUCUAGGGGACAUUGCCUUAGAUGAGGAGGACUUGCGCUUGCUUAAAGCGAACUAUAUGGAUGCUAAAGAGAAUGACUCUUCUAACUUCUCUAUACCUGAUUCAGCAAACAGAUCCUCAGCUAAUAGCAAUGCAAAAGACGACCCAGUGUUGGCCAAUCAAAGCUUCCUACGCAGAAGGAGAGCAGCCACAGCCAGACCUGAGAGAGUUUGGCCUGAUGGCAUAAUACCCUAUAUUAUUAGUGGCAACUUUAGUGGCAGCCAGAGAGCAAUUUUCAAGCAAGCCAUGCGUCACUGGGAGAAACACACUUGCGUGACCUUCAUGGAAAGAAGCACGGAGGAGAGCUACAUCGUCUUUACCAUCCGGCCAUGUGGGUGCUGCUCAUUUGUCGGGCGGAGGGGUGGAGGUCCACAGGCCAUAUCUAUCGGGAAGAACUGUGACAAGUUUGGCAUCGUGGUGCAUGAACUCGGACAUGUCAUUGGAUUCUGGCACGAGCACACACGACCCGACCGGGACGAACACGUUGAUAUAUUUCGAGAAAACAUCCAGCCAGGUCAGGAGUACAAUUUCAUAAAGAUGGAGUCAGAUGAUGUGGAUUCACUCGGGGAGGUUUACGACUUUGACAGUAUCAUGCAUUACGCCAGAAACACCUUUUCCAGGGGCAUCUAUCUUGAUACCAUGCUGCCAAGGUAUGAGGUUGAUGGAGUCCGGCCUCCCAUCGGACAGCGGACGAGACUGAGCAAAGGGGACAUCGCUCAAGCAAGAAAAUUAUACAAGUGUCCAAGAUGUGGUGAGAGCCUUCAGGACAGCACUGGAAACUUCUCCUCCCCUGGGUUCCCUAACGGAUACGCCGCAUAUCUUCACUGUAUAUGGAGGAUAUCGGUCACGCCUGGGGAGAAGAUCAUUCUUAAUUUUACCUCAAUGGAUCUGUACAGAAGUCACUUGUGCUGGUACGACCAUGUGGAGAUCCGGGAUGGAUACUGGAGAGAUGCUCCUUUAAAAGGCCGUUUUUGUGGAGACCAGCUACCCGAGGCCAUCGUCUCCACUGACAGUCGACUGUGGAUUGAAUUCCGCAGCAGCAGUAAUUGGGUGGGGAAAGGCUUCUCUGCUGUUUAUGAAGCUAUUUGUGGAGGGGAAGUGAGAAGAGACAGUGGACAGAUCGAGUCACCCAAUUACCCUGACGACUAUCGCCCUAAUAAAGUUUGCACAUGGAAGAUCAUCGUACCCCAGGGGUUUCAUGUGGGCCUCAUCUUCCAGUCAUUUGAGAUUGAGAAACAUGACAACUGUGCUUAUGACUACCUGGAAGUGCGAGACGGCGAUUCUGAGAGCAGUUCUCUACUGGGCCGUUUCUGUGGCUAUGAAAAGCCAGAUGAUGUCAAAAGCAGCUCCAACCAGCUGUGGAUGAAAUUUGUAUCGGACGGUUCUGUUAACAAAGCUGGGUUCGCAGCUAAUUUCUUUAAAGAGAUAGACGAAUGCUCUAGGCCUGAUAACGGGCACUGUGAGCAGCGCUGUAUCAACACCCUGGGCAGCUACCACUGCGCCUGCGACCCUGGUUACGAACUCGCCCCGGACCGCCGCAGCUGCGCAGCAGCUGCCUGUGGAGGAUUCAUCUCCAAACUCAACGGCUCCUUUACUAGUCCAGGAUGGCCGCAGGAAUACCCGCCCAACAAGAACUGCGUGUGGCAGCUCAUUGCACCCGUACAGUACCGCAUCACGCUGCUUUUUGAUAAUUUUGAGAUCGAGGGGAACGAUGUUUGUAAAUAUGAUUAUGUUGAGGUACACAGUGGUUUGUCCACUGACACAAAGCUUCAUGGGAAGUUCUGUGGCACAGAGAAACCAGAGGCGAUCACGUCCCAGCUCAACAGUAUGCGUGUUGAGUUCAAAUCAGACAACACUGUGUCUAAGAGAGGCUUCAAAGCUCAGUUCUUUUCUGACAUGGAUGAGUGUUCUAGGGAGAAUGGAGGUUGCCAGCAUGAGUGUGUUAACACGUUUGGGAGCUACAGCUGUCAGUGUCGCAGCGGCUUUGUGUUGCACACCAAUAAACACGACUGCAAAGAAGUGGGCUGUGAUCAAGCCAUUACCAGUGUGUCCGGUAUCAUCACAAGUCCAAACUGGCCGGAUAAAUACCCCAGCAAGAAGGCCUGCACAUGGACCCUAUCCACGACCCCAGGCCAUCGCAUUAAACUUGCUUUUGAAGAGAUUGACAUGGAGGCUCAUCAGGAGUGCACAUACGACCACUUGGAGAUAUACGACGGCCAAAAUGGCAAAGCGACCAGUUUCGGACGCUUUUGUGGGAGCAAAAAGCCAUUGCCGGUCAUUUCCAGUGGUAACGCUAUGUUCCUGCGGUUCUUCUCGGAUAACUCGGUACAGAAAAGGGGUUUUAAGGCCUCUCAUUCAGCAGAGUGUGGCGGUAGUCUGAAGGCAGAGAUUAAGACCAAGGAUCUGUAUUCCCACGCUCAGUUUGGUGAUAACAACUAUCCCGGAGCUUCAGACUGCCAAUGGGUGAUCUCAGCGGAAAAGGGCUAUGGGGUGGAGCUCAUCUUCCACACAUUUGAGAUUGAAGAGGAAGCUGAUUGCGGCUAUGAUUACGUGGAGCUGUUUGAUGGUGCUGAUGUCAAAGCACCCAGGCUGGGACGCUACUGUGGGUCUGGGCCACCAGAGGAGAUCUACUCAGCUGGUGAUGCCAUUGUCAUCAAGUUUCAUUCAGACGACACCAUCAACAAGAAAGGUUUCCAUGUUCGGUACACAAGCACCAAGUUCCAGGACACCCUGCACACUAGUAAGUGAGUUCCUCAUGAGAGAAGAGCUCCAGAGAACAUUGCAGCCAGGGGCCUCAGAUGCCUCCCGUGCACCAGUAUUAGUGAUGCCACUCGGGGCCCUUGUUCCCUCCACUCCAACUGCAAAGAGGAAGUCUUCAUGGUGCCAAACACAUAUGUAGCCUUUCAGCUAUAAGAAGCAGAGAGGAAAAGCUUGAUGUAGGGAUAUGGCAACAAUUUUUGCCCUGUCGUACUUCAAAGGAUCAAUUGAAAACUCCACAGGAAAUGGAACAUCAGAUUGGUAGAUAUAAUCAGUAUGAAGAGCUUUGUUGUUUGCAAGUCAAGGAGGAAGAAUUAAUUGGAUUCAGAAUUUCCCAGAUGCACUUUGUUCUAAGGCUAGCAUCUAAAAUACAUUUAGAUGAUUGUUUUAUUAUUAAAAAAAUCAUAAUUCUUUAUUGCCACACAUCUAGGUUGGUGAUAAUUGAGUUUGGAAAUGUAUAAAAUAUCAUUCAAUGAUAAUUACGAGGAUUAUAUUUUUUUUGUAAAGAGCAGUUCUAGCACUGUUCCUUACAUGAGAGUUGUACAUGAUAAUUCAGACUGCUAGACUUAGAAUUAUAUUAGUAGAAAUAGAUCUGGUGCAACUUUACCCACUCACAAGGUGCAUGGAAUAAAUCAUCAAAGCAACAAAGAGGGAUUCAGCAACACUUGUGAUGAGAGGAACAUUGUGUGUCAAUGAAUACCGACACAUUGAGAGCCUUCCCUUAGACUUAAAUUAUUUGACAUGAAAUUGUCCAUCUGAAGAAAUGUUAAUGUGACUAAUAAACAUUAUUUGAGAGGACAUUAUUUGAAGUUUUUUAUUACUCUUUUGCCUUUGUGUAUAAAAUUUGUUUGUAUAAAACGAGCUAGGAUCAUCAAUGAGUAGUGUCUGAUUUAGAGAACAACCUUUAACAGAAAUCAUGAUCUUUUAAAACUAUAGGCUACUAGUUUUUAAAUGUUUUUGUUUAUUAUGGUAAUCCCAAGGUUUUUAACUAUUACAGCCUUUGUGUAAUCUGCAGAGAGCCAACCUGGCUAAAAACCUUUUCUGGUCUCUCUAGCCUGGUCAGGCUUGUCUUUUGGCUUAUUUUAUAGAUAUUUUGGACACUUUUCAGUUGGUCAGGCCCAUAGACAUUAAAAAAAAAAUCAGGCCAUUUCAUAUUCAAUAUAGCACGGCCUCAAGUGCAUUUGUUGUUAUAUGGUACAUUUAAUACAUUUUAUUCAGCAGACAUCCUUAAAUGAUAUCCGUCCGCUGGAAGAUAGUCCCUCACAGUUGUAGCCCACGUAAACAAUUUAUGUUUUUCUAUGUGCACUGAGUAGUAAUGCUUGCAAAACUAGACUGACUUCAUGUCGUACAUUUUAGUACAUCUGGAAUACUGUAUUAUUGUAUCAAUUAUCCAGAACACCGUAAGUAUUCUUUUUUGGAUUUAUUUAAAGCCGUAUGACACACUUUGUGUUUUUCACCCAGUAAUUAUAGGGUCUUUUAUUACCACAUAUAACCAUGUAGCUAAGUGGCAGGCCUACCCCACAGGGCAAAAUAAAAUCAGAUCGGUUUUUCAUUGUGUGUAAGUUUAAAUUACAUCAUGACUCAUGCCACUUGUUGGUUAAGUCAUUGUGUCUAAUAAUUAUGAAGGUGGAAAACGAGAUUUGGCGGAGGCCUAAUUAUUUUUAAUUAUGCUGUAGUUCCCAGAAAACUAGACGGAGAGUCAGCGUUCUGUCACUGUGUGUUUCCUUAACGGAACAAGAGUACAAUUACACCUCCUUGCGGUUAG